UGGAAAAUAAAGAAAAGGUUAUCAUUUCGUUUCCAAUAGUUCCUGUCAGCUGUUUCGCUCGCAACAAUUCGGCGCUUACCAACACUAACUUUUCUGUGGGUUUCGUUGGAGUUCAUUUCAUAAUUCGCUAACCGGACUAAAUUAAAUAUCCACACGAAAUGGAGCUUUCCGAGGGAGUCAAGGAGCGUCUGGGAGUUGUUGUCGGCGCAGUGCAGACUGGAUUCCACUGGGGAUUCGUUCCCCUUGUCCUGUAUUUGGGCUUUCUGAAGGGAGCUGAGCCCGGCAUGCCGCCGUUGAACGUUUUCAGCCUGUUGUGGCAAUAGAAAAUGGCCCGGCGACCAAAACAUGACCAUUUUCCCGUCGCGUGCCCCGCAUUUCGGUUCUGAUUGGAUUCCUGGGCAGUUGCGCAGUACCUGCAGUUAUUGGAAAUAAAUUUAUGUUACACAAAAAUUCAAAUUAAGACAUGUAUCCUUGAAUCAAGCGAUUUUCCAACAUAAACCACUAAUAUAGAUUCUAUACUAGUAAA
Drosophila biarmipes is the source of this 526-nucleotide messenger RNA. It is a transcript of the gene Tom7, whose product is annotated as mitochondrial import receptor subunit TOM7 homolog. Gene Ontology annotation, biological process: protein import into mitochondrial matrix. The record is from RefSeq and is a predicted model, not a curated record. The transcript has 2 exons. NCBI's taxonomy places the organism in Eukaryota, Metazoa, Arthropoda, Insecta, Diptera, Drosophilidae. Bases 159 to 323 code for a protein of 54 amino acids. Gene Ontology annotation, cellular component: mitochondrial outer membrane translocase complex.